Messenger RNA from Portunus trituberculatus (swimming crab), 3436 nucleotides. RefSeq names its product motor neuron and pancreas homeobox protein 1-like. Bases 356 to 1591 code for a protein of 411 amino acids. The record is from RefSeq and is a predicted model, not a curated record. Gene Ontology annotation, cellular component: nucleus. Gene Ontology annotation, biological process: central nervous system development; regulation of DNA-templated transcription; neuron projection morphogenesis. NCBI's taxonomy places the organism in Eukaryota, Metazoa, Arthropoda, Malacostraca, Decapoda, Portunidae. The transcript has 4 exons. Gene Ontology annotation, molecular function: DNA-binding transcription factor activity, RNA polymerase II-specific; sequence-specific double-stranded DNA binding.
UGUGAUGACGGUGAUGCCAGACGCCCGCCGCACCCCGCCGUCGACACACACGCCCGUGCAAACUACCACGCCCGCGCUCUCCAUCAUACACGCGCCCGCCACCACGCGACCCUCCGCCGCACCCUUCACGACUUUGCGUCCGUGCUCGCCACCAGACACACACACCCUAUACGGACACCAGCAGGCUACUGAGUGCCCAGUGGCAGUGCUGGAUAGACUGUGCCCACAGGUGAUGGUGGGGAAGGGCGGCUGUCUGGGUCACCAGCCGCGAUACUGACUUUCCGCCGCCGCCGUCGCAGCCACUACAACCGCCGCCACCACCAGCACCGCCAGCGCCACCAGCGCCGCCGCCGGCAUGGCGAGCAGUGAGAGAAAGUCGUUCUGUAUAGAGUCGCUGUUGUCGCGCGAGGUAGUAGAGGGAAGCGGGCGGCGUGCCCUCAGCCCCGCCGCCCUUUCGCAUGAGGCUGGUGGCUCCCCAGGGCCAUCGCCGCCCCAUAGCCCUCAGCCGCCGCCCCACUCCUUGGCCUCUCCGGCGCUGCUGGGACGCGCCUCAGGGGUGCUGGGGACAGGCACGGUGCCUCUGAUGCCUCCACACCUCUAUCAAUACCCGGUGCCACCCGCCCUCUUUCCCACCGCUGCCUUCCCACCAGGAGCAGCCUCUCCUCUUCUGGACGCCCAGGCUCUCUCUGCUCUCAAGAAUGGUGCCGCCGCCCUUCCGCCCGCCGCCCUUGACUGGUUCGCUCGUGCGGGUCUCAUGUACCCCAGACUACACCCAGACCUAGCCGGUGUGCCUCCCAGGAUCUCCGCUGACAACUUGUUUUACAGCAUGGGUCAACACAGUCUACUAGGCAAGACGCGCCGGCCCCGCACCGCCUUCACCUCCCAACAACUGCUAGAGCUCGAGAAACACUUCCGCGAGAACAAGUACCUAUCGCGGCCCAAACGAUUUGAGGUGGCCACAAGCCUCAUGCUGACGGAGACCCAGGUCAAAAUAUGGUUCCAGAAUCGACGGAUGAAGUGGAAACGGAGCAAGAAGGCGCUAACUGACACGCGCAAGGACGGGAGAAAGGACGGCAAGGAGAACUCAGGCGGAAAGGAGGAAAGGGGAACCGUGACAGGCGGCGGCAGUGGUGGGGGCGGGAAGGACUCCAGCACUGGGGACGUUGGAGUGACGGCGGCUCAUGACACCUCCCUGAGCGGCGGUGUGGAGUCUGAGGAUGAGAUUGAUGUGCAGGAGGACACAGUGGGAGGUGAGGAUGGCGUGAGGGGAGUGGUGGUUGGGGGCGGCAGGGGCGAGGAGGCCAUGUCCCCCGGCAGUCCAUCACAGCCCGCAGAGUCGUCGUCAUCUGCAGCUCCGUCACCUGACCCACGACGCUACGAUGUUAUGUACGAUCCUCUACCACCACAUCCGCACCCACCACACCCUGCCCUCCACGUGGUGCCGCCCCCCCAGGCUCCCCCGACCGUCACUUCCGCGUCAGGGGGCUCCUCCAUGUUCUCGGGGCAGUACCAGCAUGUGCCACUCUCCGCCGCCCUUCUCACAAAGCUGCCCCCUGAAGCGGAGCACCUCUACCGUCCCUACGUGUCAUGAGAGGCUCCCCCUGGCUAUGCCCCAUUCUCCAUCCCAUAUCCAGGGCCGCCGCUCUCGACGCCCACCACCUACGUGAUGCUCUCUCAGCCCUUUGUCAGGCACUACCAUCAGCCGCCCAUAACACACCACCACCACCAGCUAUGCCUCGAACGUUCCCACACCAGUGCUACUCACAUACAGAUAACGUAGCGUCACUAAAGACAAGGUUAUCUUUCCUCUGAAAUGUUCUAACUGCGAAUCAAUCUGCAGCUGUACUAAGGACAAGGCUGCAGCACUUUUAGAGCCACUAACGUGUGCUAAUCGUGACUCAGAGACCGUCGUGUGAUUGACAAAAGUGAACGUCCUCUUCCCGCUGCCGCCUGCAGGGCAGUGCUGGAGUGACGGGCUGUGGUUGAGCUAACUAUGUGUUUGUAUCUUAUCCACGUGUGAGGUGAGGUUAUCCAAUUCUCACAUAAUUCUGAACGAGGAAGGAGUGUGUGUGUGUGUGUGUGUGUGUGUGUGUGUGUGUGUGUGUGUGUGUGUGUGUGUGUGUGUGUGUGUGUGUGUGUGUGUGUGUGUGUGUGUGUGUGUGUGUGUGUGUGUGUGUGUGUGUUCGUACAUCAUUAUCAAUAAGCGAUUAACAAAAAAAUCACGCCCAACCCCGCGAAUGGAAAAUUUGUAAGAAGAAAAAAAGUCGAGGGAAAAAGUGCAAUCUUAAACCAGUUGACGCGCGGCGGACUAUUAAGUCACCGCCAAGUGGUGACAGUGUGGCUCACGACACUACUGCAAACUUCCAAGGCUAUUCCUUAGCAGACGAAGCUAUAAAAAAAAAGUGUUUCCUAAGUGUACAUAGGAAGAAAUAAGAAAAACAUUCUAAUCUUUGUGUAUCUCGUCUUGUGCAGCAGCUCGCCUAGAUGUAUAGUGUACCGCUCUACCCCUCAUUCCCCCAUCACUCCCUCCUGUAUAUCCCCCUACUCUUCCUCACCACACCCUUCAUCCUACUUUUUCCAUUCUUUUCUGUCCUCAUCUUUCCUUCGCUUUCUCUCUGCCUCUAUUUUCUUCUACCUCCAGUUGGCAUCCCUCCCACCCGCCGCUCCCACAGUUUUCACAGACGGGUUCCAUCACUGUCCACGAGCAGACGCUUACACGACACACAUCUGCCUCUCCUCGCCAUACACACCUCCUGUCAGCUUCACACCAAGGGCUUCGGAUCUUUGGUUUUGCUUUUCUAGACAACCUGCUUGAGUUUCAGACACGUGGCUUGGCUAUUCAUAAGACACCUGUUAGGCCCCGGGGCAUGCAUAGCACACACACACACACACACACACACACACACACACACACACACACACACACACACACACACACACACACACACACACACACACACACACACACACACACACACACACACACACACACACACACACACACACACACACACACACACACACUCCAGUUUCCUUGAGAUUAUUUCACAAUUCCAUAAAACAGGUCCCAGUCAGCGGCCGAAACUAAACAGCAAGUGUCAUUGUGUUCCUGCCAGCCGCCCUGAGAGCACACUGUUCCUCCUGAACGUAGCAGCAGCUCCGUGGCCACACGCAUACAAAACAAACAAAUUACCUGCUAGGUUAACUUAAAAUAAAAUUAAAAUUUCUUACGGAUGAAUGGUCAAGUGUGGGAGAAGCGAAACACCUCCAAGGCCGCGGCGUGAUGGUGCCCCUCAAGGCUGGUCAACACGCCGGGUCAUGGCGGGAAUCACUUUCUCCGCCUCUACGGUUAUUACAUCAAAUUGUCUUUCUCUCUCUAAUUCCAUUCAUUCUCGUAAUUAUACAUAGUGAAAAAAUAAACGAGUAACUCACACUU